Molecule: messenger RNA, 3368 nt
Organism: Xiphias gladius (swordfish)
Lineage: Eukaryota; Metazoa; Chordata; Actinopteri; Istiophoriformes; Xiphiidae
Gene: zc3h3
Product: zinc finger CCCH-type containing 3
Exons: 12
Coding region: 35-2842 (935 amino acids)
Cellular component (GO): nucleus
Molecular function (GO): metal ion binding
Source: RefSeq, a predicted model, not a curated record
CGCCGUUUGAUGAUGUAGCAGAUGAGGCGUAAACAUGGAGGAGAGGGAAGCUCUGAAGAGACAAAUUGAACUUCUUCAGGAUCUCAUUAAUAAACACAAGAGUGUCCAUGGUGACGCACCAUUUACAAGAGUUGAGCAGAGGCAUCUAGAAGCUCCAACAUCAGCCAGAGCCACGGAUCACAGCACAUCUCUCAUCCAUCCUCACAGCUCCAGAGGGAGACUUUAUGCUCUUCAGACCCGUGGAAGUUGGAGGAAAACGUACUCUCUGAGAAACAAGAACCAUCAACCCUCUGUUGGACAUCACUCAGCUUCUACCUCCUCCUCUGUGGAUCAGUCUAGUUCCCCACCUGUCUCUCACAGCAUCUCACUGCCCAGCCGAGGCAGAGGAGAGGAAAGUGAUAGAACCAAUACUGCUGCUUUAUCGUCAGGGAUUGCUCAACAGAAGAAAGACGGACAUGUAAGCAGCAUCACAGGAAUUAGGGAAGAGGCAACAAAGAAACCUUCCACAGAUGCUCUAUGUAAAAGAGGGGAAGGGGCAGCUUUGUCUAAGCAUCAAGAUGCAAAAGGAGGUUCAAGCUCAACAGGCCCAAGCUUGCAACAUGAAACGCACCACAGACAUAUUCAAUUUCAGCAGAAGGGUGAAAGUAGGCACUUUCCCCUUCCAGGGGGAAUAGUCUGUGGUUCUUCAGAAGUGCCUCCUAAAGUCAAGACCAAUACCUUGACCUUGCAGAGCAGCUCUGAAGAACAGAUCAAACCUUUGCUGACCAGCAAAACCAGCACUGAGACUAAACAGACUCCAGCAGUUCCUACAACUGGUAAUACCACAUUACCUCUCUCUGCUCAGUCUAAGGUAGCUAAACAACCUUCCCUUGACCUCACAUCUCAGACCAACCAGGCCCAAGUCAGUAGAUCUUUUUUGAAAAAAUCCAAGUUCACUUGGGUGAAGAGCCAGAGUGUGGAAGGUGUGGAGUCCAGACAAGGUAGCUCCAUUUCUUUACCCACAGGAAAAGCUGUGACUGUUGUCCCAACGUCAGUCUCCAAAGCAGGAGCUUCCAGUGGAACCUCCCCCUCAUUCACGAUCAGUAAGAGAACCCCUGCUAAGAAGUUACCCCGAAAGCUUAGCCCGGUCACUGUCGCCCCCAAGACCUCCAAGUACAAAUGGGUCUCCUCCUCCGCUGGAGGCCAAGCCAAGAUGUCUCGAAAACCAAUAUCGCCCAAAGCCCUGAUUCUUGCUCAGAGAGCUCUAGAAAAAGGAGAGGUCCCCAAGAAACUCAGAGCACCCUCCACUCCCUCUGCUAAAAUAAAAAAGACAUCCAGCCCCUCACUCAGUAGCCGUUACCGUUGGAAGGCUGGGGGGCAGAGUACCUCUGAAGCAGCAACAGCAGGGGCAGCAGAGGUUCGUCGUAGGUCUGCCUUCCUCUGGACUUCAGAAAAAGGCACCAAAGGAGUGAAAGGAGGGCAUGUUGUUUCCCCAUCUCUACCUCAACGUGCCUCCCUCCCAUCCUCCUCCCCUAGUGGGUUCAAACUCCGCAGCAGGAUGAAGAUCAUUAGGAAGUCUGCUUACAGUGGAGGUGGGUCAGAGAGGGGGAGCAGCUCGUCAGCAGUGAAGUACUCCCCACGGGGCCGAAUACACACCUCGACUAGGACUCCCGCAGGAGUUAGGAGGACACCCUCCAGGGAGCUCGUGUCUUUUGGUAGACACAAGUUGAGGCGGCUCUCCCCCACCUUAUCAAGGACAAGUUUCGCCUCGUCCUCCCACGGUAGCCCCACCUCCCAGCGGGUGUUCAGGACACGCUACAAGAUGGUGACCCACUCGGGCACCAGCACUGCGCACACCCUCCUCUACAACCCCGCCCUCUCCUGGAGAGCAAAGAGGAUCCAGUCUGCCAGGAGUUUCCUUCAGAGCCGUCUUCGAGCUCCCCACGACAGACACCCAUCAUCCACCCAGCACUGGAGAGGAACUGGCAUGUGCUGGAUUGGUGGUUCCCUGUACCGGGUGUCAGCCAAUAAGCUAUCCCGCACUGUGGCGUCCAACAUGUCGAUCGGUCGAACAGGAAGAUCCUCCAGCCCCCACGUCUCAUCCAUGAUUCCUGCUUGGAACCGACCCUCCAGCACUCGUCACUUAGCCAGUCGCGCAGUUCAGCGGAGCCUUGCCAUAAUCAGACAUGCUCGUCAGAAGAAGCAGCAGAAGCAGUACUGCAUGUACUACAACCGCUUCGGCAAGUGUAACCGCGGCAACAGCUGUCCCUACAUACACGACCCAGACAAGGUGGCCGUCUGCACAAGGUUUCUGCGAGGGACGUGCAAGCAGGCAGACGGGACCUGCCCAUUCUCCCAUAAGGUGGCUAAGGAGAAGAUGCCGGUAUGUUCUUACUUCCUAAAGGGCAUCUGUAACAACAGCGACUGUCCCUACAGUCAUGUCUACGUGUCCUGCAAAGCUGAAGUGUGUGAGGACUUUGUCAAAGGCUACUGCCCCAAGGGAGAGAAGUGUAAGAAGAAACACACUCUGGUGUGUCCAGACUUCUCUAAGACCGGCUCCUGCCCCCGAGGAGCCCGCUGCAAACUACAGCACCGCCAGCACCCGAAACGUAGCACCAGCAACACCUCCACCACACCGGCCAAGAGAGCCCGAACCAAGGAGCCCUCCAAGAGGCCGCGCCUUUCUGUUGUCAUGCCACACGGCCCUCAGGCAGCUCCAGUCACACCCCCCGCAGGUCCGCUGGCGCUGCCGUCCUUCAUUUCCCUCUCCAGCUCCCCAGAGGAGGCAGACGCACCAGACACCCUGCCAGUCGAGACCUCACAGGUUAAAGAGAGAAAGCUGCAGAUCAAGCCUCGACUCUAAGACUAUAGAGACCAGCGGCACUGGAGGUGAACAACACUUUUCAAUGAUUUGAGUCUCAGGUUUGUCCUGACAGGUGUUUCUGUGUCUCUUCCCAUUUAAUUACUUAACUCAGGGCCUGAAAGUUUUAUCUUAUAUAUCUACAGAUCAGGUUUAUAUAGCAGUUUGGAUGUUUACAAUGCAGAUUUUCUCAUCAGGUUUUGCAAAUUUUAAAAAGACAAAUAAAAUAUCGACUCUAACUGUGUGUUGUUCACAGACUCUUUUUGAAAUGUGAAGUCAGUGCUGUGAGAGUGUUUAUGGGCAGUGUGAGUGUGUUUCUUUUUUGGCGCAGCGGUGUCAUCACAUGACACGAGCGUGUUUGUGAGAGUUUUCAUCAGCGAGGUGGUGACAGAAGCAGCAGUGCCCCUCACUUUAAAGGCCUGGAGACGAGACACAUGAGCAUACAGUGACUUCAUCCUCACCGUACUGUGAGCGUGUGUCUGCGUGCGUCUGGGAGAAAGUGUGCACACAGAAACUUAUCGUUAAAACA